AUGGCUGAUCCCGUAUACGAUCAUGUCAUGGAUUUGCGUGGGAUUCUGAUGAUUCGGGGAGAUGAAGGAGAAAAUAACAUUAGCAGAAAGAAAGAGAGCGGUUUUCAAUGGUGGGGCGGUUCGGACCGGUUUCGCCUUGCAGUCGCAUCGCACUCGGUGAUGGUUCGAGGCUCAGCCACCUUCUUCAGCAUUUUCAUCGCCGUUAUUUCAGUACAAUUCUCUGAUCAAGUACUUAGUCCUAAUAAUAAAAAAUUGGAAUGGAUCGUCGGGAGCUGGAGGUCAGAAUUUUCCGGAAAAGUUUUCUGGCCAACUGUUCCCACGAUGACAUUUGGUGAAGAGCUGAACAUUGGCGAGGCACCCAUUGCAAAAUCGAUAAAACGUUGCAACUAUUCGGAUCGAUAA
Molecule: messenger RNA, 402 nt
Organism: Cooperia oncophora
Lineage: Eukaryota; Metazoa; Nematoda; Chromadorea; Rhabditida; Trichostrongylidae
Source: the annotation of a GenBank genome assembly